AUGAAAAAUUCCAAGACGGCGCUAGCAUUGGGUGACGACUGGUGGAAUUCUUUGAGAGGAAUGUUCGAGAACUUCACGAAUGGCGGCAACUCGGGUGACGACGACCACCUUCCUGCAGGCACCUCAGUCAUUGCUUCCAUCCCAGUCAAAUCUCUCAAGCCUGGGGGCCUCAGAUUAUUUCUCAUGUUUUAUCUGAUGGGAGAACAAAACACACCUGACAAGGGGUCUUGGAAGGCCCACCAACCUGACUCCCCACCAUCGCCCAUGGUGCCGUACUCUUCUUCCACCAUCUCUAGUCUCGAUAGCGACGAGAUCGACGAAAAAGGCGGCGACACUGAACAGUCGGUUGAGUUUGAUUCGUCGUAUGUCUUGGAAAUGUUCUACAAGGAUGCUUCUGCCAUGAUUUCCAUUGAACUUUUGCCUCACGAGGUACAAAUCAAACGAUGUGGGAGUCUUCCUUCGACAGCAUAUCUAAUGCAUGAGACUGUCCUGGUGGAGGGAAUCUUGGAUGAAUUGGCGCAAUGCGCUUUCGACGAUAGGGUGGAAGAAGCGAACCGACUACUCAUAUUGUCCGCACCAGAUAGCAUUGACAGCGCACGAUCCACACUUUCCUUUGCGUAG
Molecule: messenger RNA, 621 nt
Organism: Cylindrotheca closterium
Lineage: Eukaryota; Bacillariophyta; Bacillariophyceae; Bacillariales; Bacillariaceae
Source: the annotation of a GenBank genome assembly